Messenger RNA from Protopolystoma xenopodis, 759 nucleotides. The record is from the annotation of a GenBank genome assembly. Lineage: Eukaryota; Metazoa; Platyhelminthes; Monogenea; Polystomatidea; Polystomatidae.
UUGGUGAUUCGCGUCCUUGAGAAUCCAUGCUAUAGAGAGGCUGCCACUGGUCUUCUCCCUGGACUACUACCAGUUCUUAUCGAACACACACUUUCCUCUUCUCCGUCACCCAGCACCGCGACUUCUGAGUCAAGCCGUCUGGCUCUUGAUUUACUUGUUGCUGCUGCAAGAGCUGCUCGUGCUUCUGCACUCCGUCCUGCUCUCCCCCAACUUAUCCUGGCAGGCCUCAUGGCGAUGGCCGGAUUACCUGCAUCAAGACUUCCCGGUUUACUAAAACAAUCUGAUACACGAAGAAUUGCAGCUUCUUCGUCUUCAGCUAUGGUUUUGCCACACACCUCGACCGGUUUGUCUGCAUCUAGUAUAGCUAUCGGCACACUUUCUGAUGCUGGGGAACAGGCCCGACAGACUUCAAUGGAUGCCCUUGCAGGCCUUGUGAUCGCAAAAGAUGUUAGCAAAGAAGAACAGAUGGCCGAGGUUCUGCGGCUUGUAACAGGAAUUAAGCCUACUGCCUUAUCAAACGCGCCUGGAUCCGUUCGCUGCGGUGGUGCCAGUGGAGCAGCCUCAGUGGCCACUGCAGCGUGUCUUUUUCUCGGCCAACUAGCCGCGAAUCAAAUGGCUGCAAAUCAGUCGGCUGCAGCCGCUCGUCAGUUGCAAAUUCGGCGUGGGCAACAGCACCAUUGUCUUCAGCAGCAGCAACAACACUUGUACAACCACGGCUAUCAUCAUUAUCAUCAACAUGAACUGCAACAGCAACAACAG